Messenger RNA from Osmia lignaria (orchard mason bee), 2314 nucleotides. Its product is annotated as galactokinase. Gene Ontology annotation, molecular function: ATP binding; galactokinase activity. Gene Ontology annotation, cellular component: cytosol; cytoplasm. The record is from RefSeq and is a predicted model, not a curated record. Gene Ontology annotation, biological process: galactose metabolic process; carbohydrate phosphorylation. Lineage: Eukaryota; Metazoa; Arthropoda; Insecta; Hymenoptera; Megachilidae.
UUAACUACCGUCACUGUUAGAACCACUUGACAAGACUGGUAGAGAGGUGGUAAAUUCGCAUAUCAACUCUAGUUGUCCAACGUAUUCGAUAUUCUUAUCUUCAGUUCGCUCCAGAUUACUUGGAAAUUGAACAAACGUAAGCGAUUUAGUCGGGAAAACAUGGUAACAGAAGUGCUUGGUGUAAAUGAAAUGAAAUCGAAGGCUUUAGAGGCAUUCGUAGAAAAAUUUGGAGAACAUGCAAAUAUUUGUGUUUGCGGGCCAGGUCGGGUGAAUUUGAUUGGAGAACACACCGAUUACAACCAAGGAUUUGUGUUACCGAUGGCCUUGCCCAUGGUCACAGUCAUAGCUGGAAAACUUAAUAAUGGAACAAAGACUAAAAUUAUUUCUUUUAAUGAGACAGUAAAAUCGGAAAAUGCAGUUGAAUUUGAAAUUGGUACUCACAAUACCAUUAAACCAGGCAAACCACAAUGGGCCAAUUACAUAAAAGGAUGUAUAGCACAUUUUGUGUGUGAUGUACCAUCCUUUAAUGCAGUGAUUGUAUCAUCUGUACCAGUUGGUGCUGGGCUUAGCAGUUCAGCUGCUUUGGAAGUUGCUACUUACACAUUUUUAGAAGUAUUAACUAAUGUACAAUCAAAAACACCAGAAGAAAAAGCAUUAGCAUGUCAACGGGCAGAACAUGAUUUUGCUGGAGUUCCAUGCGGUAUCAUGGACCAGUUUAUUUCAGUAAUGGGAAAAGAAGGCUAUGCUCUUCUUCUUGACUGCAGAGACCUUAGUACUAAGCAAAUACCUAUAUCAGAUAUAAAUGACUAUGCUUUUCUCAUUACUAAUUCGAAUGUUCCUCAUAAAUUAAGCUCAAGUGCAUAUUGUGAACGUAGGGAUAAUUGUUACAAAGUAGCAGAAAUAUUAAAUAAAAGCAGUUUACGCGAUGCAUCUCCAAAAGACCUCGAGUAUUUAGAAUCGCUUAAUGUACCCGACAUAUUGUUAAAAAGGGCUCGUCACGUAAUCACAGAAAUUCAAAGAACAGUUGAUGCUACAGCUGCUCUUGUAAAGGGAGAUAUGAAACGAUUUGGACAAUUAAUGAAUGAAAGUCAUGAUUCAUUGAAAAACGAUUAUGAAGUUUCUUCUGUUGAAUUAGAUACGUUGGUAUCAGCAGCCAGAGAAGUAAACGGUGUUUUGGGAAGUCGUUUAACUGGUGCCGGUUUCGGAGGUUGCACAGUGACCUUAUUAAAAAAAGAUGUUAUUGACGAAACGAUUAAACAUAUUAAGGCUAAAUAUUCAGGAAAUCCUGCAUUUUAUAUAGCAAGUCCUGCAAUGGGUACAAGAGUUUUAGAUAUAAAUUGAAUGAUAUCAUUCUGAAUGAAAAAUUUACUGAAUACUAUACUGAGUAAAUAGGCAUUUAUCGUGAUACACACGUAUAUAAAAUAUUGUGUACACAUUCAUUCGUAUAUACAUCUUAUAUCUUAUUUUAUAUUUACAUUAAAUGAAUCCUUUCGCAUGAUCGUAAUCUUAUAGUAAAAUUUUCUACAUAUAUAGCUUAAUUAUUUUUAACAACUAGUCGAUCAUCAUUUAAAUUGUGCAUUUAUUUACAAAAUUUUUUGUUACGUUAAAAAGGUUAAUUAUUACUAUUAAAAUACAUUGCUUUUCUUUAUUGUUUGUAUUGUCGGGUGUCUUUAUAUUAACGUAAUACUGAUACAUGAUAAAUUAAAGGAGUUCCGGGACGGGAAUGAAAAAAGAUCUAAGUACUGGUCAGUACCUAUUCAUGGUAGCUGCCGAAACAUUUGAAAAUUCUGCAAAUAACAGUUAUUUUACUUAAUUUUUUUACUCAAGUUUUACUCAAGAUUUUACUUAAGAAAAUGAUGAAAAAUACCUUUGAGGCAAUCGUUGAGUUCAAGUUCACUAGAACUGCACCUUAAACCGGAAGGUUUUACAGCUUUAAAAAUUUCAAUAAUGCUUGGUUUUAAAUUAUGAAAGAUCAGAGGUUGUCCACGUUUAGAAAAGUCCUCUGUUAAAUUCUUGAUACCCUAAAAGGAUGGUAUUAAUUUCACGAUUAAUUAAUACAUAGCUUGAAUUUUAUAAGAUACCUUCGCGGCCGUAAAAUCUGCUGCUUGAAUAUGUGUAGAAUCUAUAACAACAGGCACGCCGGUUCCUUCCUUCGUACCAUGCUUACUAAUUACAGCCCGUACGUAUUCAACACUUGGAAAAACGAGACUUCUAUCAGGUGUUAUGACAAGAUAUUCGCAGCCGUUGAUACUCUGUAAUAAAAAAUAAAAAAAAUAAAGAAAAUAAAAGACCUUACUACUUCAGAAUAAAUAAA